Molecule: messenger RNA, 4265 nt
Organism: Harpia harpyja (harpy eagle)
Lineage: Eukaryota; Metazoa; Chordata; Aves; Accipitriformes; Accipitridae
Product: leucine-rich repeat and fibronectin type III domain-containing protein 1-like protein
Exons: 3
Coding region: 117-2150 (677 amino acids)
Molecular function (GO): protein binding
Source: RefSeq, a predicted model, not a curated record
AGGUCUCUGUGGGAAAUGCCACUUAGCAGUGAGCAAAUGGGCACAGUUGCAAGGGCACGUUGUCAGCAGCAACAUAAAGCUGCGUUAUAUAUAGUCCUGUGUGCCUCCUCUUGGAUAUGGAUAUUGUAAUUCUUCAAGGAAAAUGCUCCAGGAUGCUGAGGGUGAAUAGAAAAAAGGCUGAGGUCGACUACUGCAACCUGCAGCUGAGCUACCAGGAAAAGUUUAUGCAUCCAGUGACUGAAAGGUCUGUUAUUUUUCUUACGAUGGAAAGGCUGGUUGUCUAUCUACUGGUUAUUAGCACAGCCGUGAAGGCCAUGAUGUGUCCCAAAAGAUGCAUGUGUCAAAACCUGUCUCCAUCCUUCACAAUUCUCUGUACGAAGACGGGGCUUCUCUUUGUGCCCCCCAGUAUUGACAGGAGAACAGCCGAACUAAGGUUAAUGGAUAACUUUAUCACUACACUUAGGAGAAAAGAUUUUGCAAACAUGACUAAUCUAAUUCAUUUGACACUAUCGAGGAAUACAAUAAGUCAAAUCAUGCCUUAUGCAUUUUUUGAUCUUAAAGGCCUUCACGCCUUACACUUGGAUAGUAAUAGACUGACCUACAUCAAUGAAGAUCAUUUCAAAGGUUUAAUUAACCUUCGACAUUUAAUACUCAGUAACAAUCAAUUAAACUAUAUCUCUCCUGGGUCAUUGGAUGACUUUAUUGAAACAAUUGAAGACCUGGAUCUGUCCUACAACAAUCUCGUUAACAUUCCUUGGGAAACAAUUGCCAAACUUUCUAAUGUCAAUACAGUCAGUUUGGAUCAUAAUCUCAUUGAGUUUGUGCCAGAGGGAAUCUUCUCAAACCUUCACAAACUUGCCCGUCUAGACAUGACCUCCAACAAGUUGAAAAAGAUCCCUCCUGAUCCUUUGUUUUCCAGAAUACCGGUGUACGCCAAGUCUAAAGGAUCUCCGCUCUCGUCCCUGGUGCUUAGCUUUGGCGGGAAUCCUUUGCACUGCAACUGUGAACUCAUGUGGCUGAGACGUCUCACCAGAGAAGAUGAUCUAGAAACCUGCGCCUCUCCACCAGAACUGAUGGGCAAAUACUUUUGGUCUAUUAAAGAGGAGGAAUUUGUCUGUGAACCCCCAAUGAUAACGCACCGAACCCCAAAACUAACAGUGACGGAAGGCCAAAGCGUCUCUUUGAAGUGCAAAGCUGUUGGCGAUCCAGAUCCCUACGUUCGCUGGAUCUCACCCGAUGGGAAGCUGGUCUCUAACACGUCUAGGACGAUUUCUUAUGAGAAUGGUACUCUGGAUAUUUUGGUUACUUCUUUGACUGACAAGGGCACGUUUACCUGCAUAGCAUCAAAUGCUGCGGGAGAGUCGACGGCUCCAGUCAAACUCCUCGUUACCCCGUACCCUAACCUUGCUAACAGCACCAACUGUGAUAAAGAUGCGGAGCCUGGCCCCUCAGAUAUUCUCAUAUCUGCCAAGUCGAGCUUUCCAAAUGAAACGAAGGCUCAGCAAGAGAAGGUGGUCAUGGUUGCUGAGCUGACGUCAUCUUCUGCUCUUAUCCAGUGGCCUUCUCAGCAUCACCUCUCUGGGAUUCGAAUGUACCAGAUUCAGUAUAACAGUUCUGCUGAUGACAUACUAGUGUACAGGAUGAUUCCAGCUGCUAGUAAAUCCAUCUUCUUGACUGAUCUGGUUGCAGGACGCGAGUACAACCUCUGUGUUCUUGCUGUUUAUGAUGACGGAUUGACAUCUUUGACUGCAACCAGGGUGAUCGGAUGCGUGCAGUUUACAACCCAGGAAGAAUACAAACAGUGCCGAUCCCUUCACACGCAGUUUCUUGGAGGAACCAUGAUCAUCAUUAUUGGGGGUAUCAUUGUGGCUUCAGUUCUUGUUUUCAUCUUCAUCCUCCUCAUGAAAUAUAAAGUCUACAACAACCACCACAAAAAUAAAACUACUAAAGUUAAUAAUGUCUGCUCUCAAACCAAUGGAAGCCAAAGUGGCUCGAUGGCUCGAUCCACUCCUAAACUUGCAGAGAGGUGGGAAAGUUUGCACCAGGAAUGCUCAGGCUCUUCCAUCAAAGGAAAAACUGUUGUAGAUUUGGAUUGUGAAAAAGUGACUCCAACCAACACAACCUUUUUAACAACUGAUCCGUUAUCUUAAUGGCCAUUUGAUGGAACAGGACACACCAAGGUGGUAUUGCUUGAAACAUUUUAAUGUGAGUGAUUGUAUUUUAAGCUUCACUACUAUUGUCUAUUUUUAAGAUCAGAUGGUUUAAAAAAUAUUUUCUUAAUCUGUAUACAGUUCUUGCAUUCUUAACUAUUUUGUUUCAAUGUAUUAAAUAUAAGUGUGUGAUUUACAAGAUUUUUUUACUGGUUCUUUUAUAGCAUACGCCUCUGGUAUCAAGGCAGCAGCAUAGCUAAAUUCUACUAGGUUUGACUUUGGUGAAAUGCACUUUUUCAUUUGGUUACCAACCAGCAGCAAAAUUGUACUCUCAGGAUCCUCAGACUUCCUUUCUCAUGGCAGAGUCACUUAGCAGCUUAAACUACUCAUCUCUUCAAGGAAUGAUUUGUUCUAAGAAGUUACUAGUUUCUCAAUACUGAGUUAUUUUUGCCAUAGGUAUGUUGUAUGUGUGCUGCUCACAAAAGAAGUAAAAUUAGCAGAGGUUGCCCACAGGAGAAAAAAAAAAUAUAUAUAUAUACUCUUAAAAAAAGGAGACAGAAAAUUGAAGUACUUUAAGUACUUUAGCAUAUUCUCUCAAUUAUUCAGUGGCACAGAAAUACGAACUCAUAUUGUUUGCUUUGUAACAGCUGUUAUCUGUUGAGACUGUGCCUUUGAGAAACCUCCUCUUGUUCUUGGUAGUCAGAUUUACCUUUGUUUGGGCAGGAAGAUGACCUGGUUUUGUCCUUUCUAAAUUGUAAAACUUCACAAACCGAUUGAAAUUAGAUGUGUUUCACUGUGCACGUUUUUGCUAUGCUGAAAACCAUGCCAUAAUCUCCCCCCCUGAAAGCAUACUGGUGAAGGGUUUUUUUUCUUUUUUGUUGGUAAAGUUGUUGAUUGAGGACCCACAGAUUAAAGCUCCUGUGUCCUGAGGCACAUUGCACUAUCUCACUGUGACACUGCAUCUUCAGAUGGCUUUUAUAUCAGUCUCUUAUUUCUGUAAUAAUGCAUGAAGUGUAAUGUAAGUGGCUGAUAGAUGAAUUAUGUGAAUGUGUCUGGUCAAGUAAUUUUAACGCAUCAUAUUGAAUAAUGAAAUGUUCCUUUUGUUUCAAGGGAUACUGUCAGAUCAAGGUGGGCCCGAAGUUUAGGUUUUGAAAUAACUUUUACAAAGCCUACGAGGAGCCGGUGACCUCAACUAAACAAAAUGUCCCCUCUGCCAUCCUCAUUGGUUGGUGAUUUUUUUUUUGGUGUUGUUUUGAUAUUUGGCUUUGAAAGCAAAACAAGAGAAAACACAAAUACCUUUUAUUUAUUAAACCUCAAGAAAUGGAAUGUGAAAGCAAUUGACAGGAGAGGCUUGCAAGCUGAGGGACUGGCUUGUGUCUUUUAAGGUGAUUGUGUCACAACUUGGCAAUUAACAGAAAGAGAAGUAUUUUUCCUAAGAUUGUCCCUUUAACAGACUCAAAAUAUUUCUCCUGUUUGGAUAUGAAAGAAUGGACCAAGAAAAGUUACCUGGCAGACAGCCAAAGGCUGUUUAACUACACAGCAAUUAAGUACUAUAUUUUAAUAGAGUUAGUCUUGCAAACUGCUGAAGUACAAGGCAUUUUUUGAUGUUUCUGUGAUGCACAGAUUUGCUGAGGCCUAUGUUCUGUUUUGAUACUCAACCAUAAAUGGAGGAAAAAGUAAUUUGAAGGGAUUCUGUUAUCAGGCAUAUUGUGACAGUGAGGUAAGACUAUGCAGCUACACUCAUGUUAGUUUUCUUAAAAAAAAAAAAAAAAAGCUAUAUGUACAACUGUGCAAAUGGAUGCUUCUUGUUAUGGAGAUGAUGAUGACUGUGUCCAUGCUUUCCUGGAUUUUCCUCUGGCUUCUGUCUGACUUCCAGGGCUGCAGACUCAUCACUGGCACUCCUAAGGUACAACCUCCUGAACCUGCCCAUGGUCACUGAUUUGAAAUGCUCUUGUAAUCCCCACCUCUUCCAGCAAGCAAAUUUAACUCGUCUUUGGCCAGACACAAAAUUCAAUGCUGGAAUUUGAACAUGAUUUUCUUAAUUACUGCAGCCUGAUUGCUAUGAGUAUCAUGAGUGGCUCAACCCACCUGUACAUUAAAUCUGUUUAUUGGUAA